CAAUAAGCCAUAAAGCAUUUGCUGCUCGUACACCUUCCAUAGCUCUCGAACAUCAAAUCUUCCUCUAUAAUUACGUCUCUUUCAAUGUUCUAGUCCUUUGAGCGCCCUACAAAUUGUUUCAUUCGCCGCCCUUCCCUCAGGGCGAGCAACACUGCCACUGUCCUCCUUUCCAACACACGUCUCACAAUGUCCAACUUCCUAAAUCAGGACUUCGGUUCGGAGUCAGAAGACGACAAUGACUUCAACCCCGUUCAAGAACAGGGCUCAGAUAUCGAGGAUGACGACAACUCGGAGGCUGGGGUGAAUGGCAAGCGAGACAGUGAUGUCGGUUCUCCGCGGCGCAAACGGGACGAAGAGAGUGGAGGUAGUCGCAAGCCGAAAGCGCGUUUCGGACUAGAAGACGAUGAAGAGGAUGAGGAGGACGAUGCGGAAGGACUAGGCGAGGACGUGGAGAAUAAUGAUGACGAGGACGAGGAUGAGGAUGACGAAGAGGAUGAGGAGGAGGAAGAAGAAGAAGAAGAAGAAGAAGAAGACAGGCCUCGAAAGCGAUUGAAGCGCAGAAAGCGAAACCAAUUCAUAGAUGUAGAAGCCGAAGUCGACGAAGAGGAGGACGAGGAGCUUGAGGAGGACGAUGAGGAGAUCGUUAACGAGCUUCACCCUGACGAUGCAUUGGAUCUUCCUCCAGGCACCGAGCACGACGAUCGUAGACACCGAGAGCUUGACCAGCUACGCGAGCGGGAGCAGGCAAAAGACGCCGAAGAGCAGGCGAGAAUCUACGCUGAGCGAUAUGGACGCAACAAAUACACGGGGGGUAGUGGUAGCGACGUGGCAGUCACGCCGCAGCACUUGCUGCUGCCCAGCGUGCAUGACCCUCCCAUCUACGCCAUCAAAGUCAAGAUCGGCAAAGAGAUCGAAGUCGUGAACUCGAUCAUGAAGCGAUACGCUGAACGCAAGGAUUCGCGUGAUCCGCUACGGAUUCUUUGCGCCUUUUCUCGGCCAGACACCGCCAUGAGCGGCUAUGUCUACGUCGAAGCUCGUACUCAGAUGGAUGUUCUGCAUGCCACGGAAGACAUUCAGAACUGCUACGCCCGCAAUUCGAUCACGCUUCUCAAUAUUUCCGAGCGCCCAGAUCUACUGCGCGUAGUCGCGCCAAAGGAUGUUGACGUUGGCAUGUGGGUGCGAGUUAAGCGCGACCCGUUAUAUGCGGGCGAUCUCGCCAAAGUCUACUCCGUAGAGGAUAAUGCUGGCACGAUGGAGCUGCAGCUUGUGCCGCGCCUGGACUACACCGAGGACGAUGGAGUGGGUGCAUUUGGCAAGCGGAAGAGAAAUGCUGUCCGACCUCCCGCUCGCCUUUUCAACGAGCACAAAGCUCGUGCAGUCGGCAACGGCCGCUAUCUCUCAACCGUAGGCGGCUUUUCUGCCGGACGCACGUUUUCAUUCAGGAAUCAGACGUACGAGAAGGGUUUCCUGAUCAAGGCUUUCAAGUUCAAGGACGUCGAGCUGGAUAUCGUGAAUCCCACUCUAGAAGAGGUAGCCAAAUUUGCAGAGGAAGACGAAAGCGGCAAUGCAAACCUUGACCUGACGGCCAUUGCGCAGACGCUCAAGACAGUCACGGGAGACUACCUCGCCGGUGACAAGGUUGAGAUCUACCAAGGCGAGCAACAAGGGGUAUCAGGCAAGGUUGUUGCGGUAAGAGGUGAUAUCGUCACACUCGAAGUCGAUCAGGGCUCGAUGAAAGGACAGAAGAUUGAUGCACCUAUGAAGGAUCUAAGAAAGAAGUUUAGGGAGGGUGAUCACGUCAAAGUUACUGGCGGCGCGAGCAAAUACAAGGACGAAGUUGGUAUGGUGGUACGCAUCAAAGAUGACCGCGUCACGAUCGUCACAGACGCAACGCAAGAUGAGGUGCACGUCUUUAGCAGGGACUUGCGGCUCACAGGCGAGGCCGGAUCAACACCGAUUGGCAGCAGGUACAAUUUGCAUGACCUAGUUCAGCUGGAUGCCACUACCGUCGGUUGUGUAGUGAAAGUGGACAAAGAGUCUCUGCGCGUCCUCGAUCAGAAUGGACAGGUGCGAACAUUGCUUCCCAGCAACAUAUCGAACAAGCUUGAGCGACGGAAAAAUGCCGUAGCGACCGACCGCGAGGGCUCCGAGAUCCACGUCGACGACACUGUCAAAGAGUGGAUGGGCGCUCAGCGACAAGGACACGUCUUGUACGUGCACCGCAACUUUUUGUUCAUCCUCAAUCGCUCCCAGGUUGAAAAUGCGGGAAUGUUCGUCACGACGUCGCAGAAUGUACAGACGGUCGCGGCAAAGGGAGGCAAGAUCAACAAUGUUGGACCUGACUUGACGAAGAUGAAUCCCGCGCUUCAAAGAAAUGGUCCUAACGGCGGAGCGCCUCCCUCGAUGCCGCCUCCCAAGACGGUGGGACGCGAUCGACUGAUUGGCAAGACUGUUACAAUUGCCAAGGGCCCGUACAAGGGGCUUCUGGGCAUAGUCAAAGAUACUACGGACACGAAAGCACGUGUGGAGAUUCACUCCAAGAAGAAGGAUUUGACGUUCGAGAAAGACAUCCUCCGUAUCAAGGACCCCAUCACAGGCCAAUCAAUCAGUCUUGGACGUGGUGGCCCCAGACCUCCACCCGGUGGUCCUGCACCCGGCGGCUUUGGACGAACACCUAUGGCGAGUCGCGUUCCUGGUGGUAUGGCCACAGGACGUACUCCGGCUGCUGCUGGUGGCGAUACUUGGGGUGCUGGAGGACGCACGCCAGCGGCUGCUGGGUUGAGCGGAGGGAGAACACCGGCGUGGGGUAGAGGUCCUGUGGAUAAUUCUGGGGGUGACAGUUGGAGAGUUGGUGAUGGUGGACGCACGAGCUACGGCGGCGAUGGGUCCAGGACAGUAUAUGGUGGUAACGACGGAAGCAGGACAAGUUAUGGAGGCGCUGAUGGGAGCAGAACUGCUUACGGUGGCAGCGCAUGGAGUACCUCCUCUAGAACGCCCUAUUCUGGAAAUGCUGGCUACUCUGGAAACGACUAUGCUUCUGGCUCCAAGACACCACUUGGUGUCUGGGGCGCUUCCGGGGGCCGUACUCCAGCGUACACGGGCAACUCCAGCACAACCAGCUACAACAGUGCCCCCACGCCAGGUGCAGGUCCCACUCCGUACAAUUCAGCGCCAACGCCAGGAGCUUACGCUGCACCUACGCCCGGUGCGAUGGACGGCCCAACACCACGGCCGUAUGGUGAUUUCAGGACGCCAGGAGCGGUUGCUGCGCCAACGCCUGGUGCUGGAUACCCUGAGACACCAGGGGCGUUUGCAGCGGAGACGCCUGCAGCGUGGGAGGAUGAUGGGCCGAGAUACGAGUAAUGUGACUGGAGAGAGCCUGACCAUAGCUAUGGAGGGUUUUCCAUGUCGUGGAAGGAUUUGCGUGGGGCAUGAUCAAAGGCAUAUAUGUUGCCAAGCAUAGUCUUCCUCAGGUCUGCCUUUUCAAAAAAGAAAAAAAAAAGCAUAUCCAGGAUCGGCGUUUUCCCAGCGAAAGGCAUGAAGCAAAUGCCGUCCUCGGACCAAAAUCAAACUUUUUUCGAGGGUGCAUAGAGUAUGUAAAAUUAUUUCCGGCCUGAUUUAGCUUGCAUAUGUGACAGACAUGUAUCCCAGAAACGGAAAAAUUUACGCUGUUGCUAAGGCUGAUUAGCCCUUCUUUCA
Messenger RNA from Verruconis gallopava, 3699 nucleotides. RefSeq lists its product as uncharacterized. Gene Ontology annotation, cellular component: DSIF complex. The record is from RefSeq and is a predicted model, not a curated record. Gene Ontology annotation, biological process: regulation of DNA-templated transcription elongation; transcription elongation by RNA polymerase II; regulation of transcription by RNA polymerase II. Bases 187 to 3363 code for a protein of 1058 amino acids. Lineage: Eukaryota; Fungi; Ascomycota; Dothideomycetes; Venturiales; Sympoventuriaceae. The transcript is spliced from 2 exons. Gene Ontology annotation, molecular function: protein binding; mRNA binding.